Saccostrea cuccullata (small rock oyster) is the source of this 2646-nucleotide messenger RNA. Its product is annotated as histone-lysine N-methyltransferase SUV39H2-like. The record is from RefSeq and is a predicted model, not a curated record. NCBI's taxonomy places the organism in Eukaryota, Metazoa, Mollusca, Bivalvia, Ostreida, Ostreidae. The transcript has 6 exons. The coding region runs from base 122 to 1972 and encodes 616 amino acids. Gene Ontology annotation, molecular function: histone H3K9 methyltransferase activity; protein binding; zinc ion binding. Gene Ontology annotation, cellular component: nucleus.
CCGGAUAUGGAAAUGAUAUUUCAAAUGCGCGCCAUUUUUCGCACUUGCUUAGAAUGUUGACAUGAUGUUCUGGUUAAAAGUAUCUGAUGCUUAGAAUAUAGCAAAAUUGGUAAUUGAAAAAAUGGGUAUUAUUGAAAUAUUUGAAUCUCGCGUACCAUGCUUAUCAGAUAUUUUAGAUCUACAGAGAACCUGUCAAAAACAGGAGCUGAAGUUUUCUCCGGACACCAAUCGAUAUUUGCUGUAUCUCACACUGAAGAAAGUGGGGCCAUUUGUUGCACAAAAGCUUGUCAGUAAAUUGGUAGAGAAAGGAGAAAUAAAAUGGGAUGAUGAUGAUAACUGGGAAGUGGAGAGAAUCCUGGAUCAUGUGGAAGAAGAGGGCAAAGAUUUCUACCUCAUAAAAUGGAAAGGUUGGAGCAAUGCAUAUAAUUCCUGGGAACCCAAAGACAAUUUGUCAUGUGAAGACUUACUGGUGGAGUUUAAAGAAUUCCAGGCCAAAGGAAGAAAACGUAGAAUCGUGGAUUCAGAGGACGAUCUUGCACCCAAUCCUAAGCGUAACCGAGUAGAUGAAAUCUUCCACAAGCUAGCACCGGUCAGGGACACUUUGUCCCCAAUAGGGCUCAUGUCAUUAUCUAGUCCCACCAAGAAAGGAAAGAGGCCAGUAUACAGAGGAAUAAAUGGGAAUUAUGGAGAGUCUAGAUUUAUACCACGCAGAGCAGCGGCACCAGGAAUGAAGCAGCUGAAUCCAAGGUCCAAAUUCUACAAACAGAAGAGAAUCGAGGUUCAGAGAGCCUUGAAAGACUGGGAAAGACAUUUGAAUGGAAUCAAUACUGACCCUGCCGGGAUCGUAGUAGAAAAUCUAGUAGACCUAGAGGGGCCCCCGGAAAACUUUGUGUAUAUAAACGACUACCGUUCAGGCGAGGGGAUCACUAUUCCUGAUGACCCAAUUGUAGGGUGUGAAUGUGAGGACUGUCAUAGCAGUCAAAAAACAUGCUGCCCCUCACAGUGUGGUUCAAUGUUUGCAUAUUAUAAGAAGAAAAGACUACGAGUCAUGCGAGGGACGCCUAUAUAUGAAUGUAAUAAGAGAUGUAAAUGUGGACCGGAAUGUCCAAACAGAGUGGUACAGAAAGGAAGGAAGUUUAAAGUGUGCCUGUUCCGUACUGCCAAUGGCAGAGGUUGGGGCGUCAAGACACUGCAGAAAAUAAAGGAGGGGUCCUUUGUCAUAGAAUAUGUCGGAGAAGUAAUCACUGACAAGGAAGCUGAGCGCCGAGGUAAGCAGUAUGAUGCUGUGGGUAGGACCUACCUCUUUGAUCUGGAUUACAACCCAGGAGAUUGUCCCUUCACUGUGGAUGCUGGCUACUAUGGCAAUGUCUCUCAUUUCAUCAAUCAUUCAUGUGACCCAAACUUGGAAGUGUUUGCUGUGUGGAUAAAUACUCUAGACCCCCGCCUACCUCGCAUUGCUUUGUUCUCCAAGAGGGACAUAGAAAAAGGAGAAGAACUUACAUUUGAUUACAUGAUGACUGGAGACACCACUAAUCAAGCUCCUACAUUGGAUGAUGUGGACAUCACUAAACAGGCCAAGUUACUACAAGCCUCCAGUGCCCAGUCCAUUGAGAUGCCCAGUAGUCUGGAAAACGACGACAACACUGCCACAGAAGAUGAAGACACCGCGGACGAUUCACAGGGACUGGACACCACGAUGGAAACGGAGACCGAGUGUGACACCGCUGACGAAAAAGAGAAAGAAUCCAGUGGAAGUGAACAAGGAGGAGAAAGGAUGGAUCUCAAGAGAGGAGAGGUCAAGGCCCCUGUAACAGAAUUGGCUGCCACUGGGGAUGCUCCAACUGGUAAUGCAGGGAGCACUGUAGCUCCAGUGAUGAAGACACCGGAGAAACUCUUGCCCAAAUCUGUUACUGAUCAGUACAAGAUUGUCUGUCAGUGUGGCGCCAAGAACUGCAGAAAAUACUUGUUCUGAUUUAGUUAGUCCUUUUGAUAGUCCUUAUUAUAGUCAUUUCUAUUGUGGCAUUUUAUUUACUGGUUUCUUUUUUUGGGAACCUUAGACGUAGAGAAGGGAGUAUUAUUGUCUGAAAAUGUGAUUGAAAAAUCCUUAUGGAAUUUUCUGAAUGAUGCCCAUAAUGUAUUCAAACAUUGAGAAAUAUAUGCUGAAAAAUAAUAAUUAUGUGCCAAUAUUAACAGCUAAUUACAGUCUUUGAUUUCAGACAUAUUGUAAAUAUUUGUAAAGUUUUUUUUUGAGGUGGGAUGGGAUGUUGUUAAAGUGUCAAUUCCAGUUUUAUACUUUCAUGGCAGUAAGAAAUAUUGGAUAUAUUAUCCAAAAAGUCAAUAAUGAUCUCAAAUUCUAAAGAUAGAUUAAAACAAAGAGACUAUAAAGGAGAUGAAAAAGGAUAAAAUUUGAUUACUGUUACUUGUCCUGCAUGUGAGUGAUUAAAACAUUUCAAGUAUAUUUAUGUUUAAAGUAAUUCCACUAUUUUUAAAACCUUCAAAUUUAUAUCAAUUAUUUGCAUAUAUAAAUUUUGAAUCAACUAGAACAGAAAAACCAUUUUAUUUAGACAGUGGAACACAUGCAGUGUAUUUUCACAACCCUUUAGAUUUAUAUAUGGUAUUAAAAUCAAAAUCUGUCAACAAAAAACA